AUGUUGUUUUAUAAUUUCUUUCAAACACUGGUUGAAAAAAACGCUAAAGUCACAAUCGAAUUAAAAAAUGAUCUACAAAUAUCAGGGAAACUUCACUCCGUUGACCAGUAUUUAAAUAUAAAGUUGACCAACGUCACAGCCAAUGAUACUGAUAGAUACCCUCACCUGUUGUCAGUCGUAAACUGUUUUAUUCGAGGCUCUGUGGUUCGGUAUGUGUUCUUUAACCCCUCCGACAUCGACACUGAGGAGCUCCAGGAGCUGUGUAGAAGGCAGGCCAUGAAGCAAACCAUAGACAAAAAGUAA
Theileria orientalis strain Shintoku is the source of this 303-nucleotide messenger RNA. RefSeq names its product U6 snRNP protein Lsm2. Gene Ontology annotation, molecular function: RNA binding. Bases 1 to 303 code for a protein of 100 amino acids. The record is from RefSeq and is a predicted model, not a curated record. Gene Ontology annotation, cellular component: U6 snRNP; Lsm1-7-Pat1 complex; catalytic step 2 spliceosome. Gene Ontology annotation, biological process: mRNA splicing, via spliceosome. NCBI's taxonomy places the organism in Eukaryota, Apicomplexa, Aconoidasida, Piroplasmida, Theileriidae. The transcript is spliced from 3 exons.